Molecule: messenger RNA, 1918 nt
Organism: Quercus robur (English oak)
Lineage: Eukaryota; Viridiplantae; Streptophyta; Magnoliopsida; Fagales; Fagaceae
Product: ABC transporter G family member 9
Exons: 4
Coding region: 1-1887 (628 amino acids)
Cellular component (GO): membrane
Molecular function (GO): ABC-type transporter activity; ATP binding; ATP hydrolysis activity
Source: RefSeq, a predicted model, not a curated record
AUGGAGCAAGAGAUGCCGAUGGUGGACAUAGAGGCUCAAGCUAACAAGAAGACAGAAAUGGAAGCCCCAGCCAUCUUUAAGAAAGCCAACCGGCCUGUUACGUUGAAGUUUGAGGACGUUGUUUACAUGAUCAAAAUUAAUAAAGGCGGAUUACUUAAGAAGAGCAAAAAUUCUGAAGAUAAAAUGAUCUUGAAGGGUAUCACAGGGAUGGUUCAACCUGGAGAAGUUUUGGCCAUGCUUGGCCCUUCUGGCAGUGGCAAAACAACAUUGCUGACUGCAUUGGGAGGCCGCCUUGGUGGACGGCUUGCUGGAACCAUAACCUACAAUGGCAAGCCCUUCUCGAAUGCAAUGAAGCGAAACACCGGAUUUGUUACACAAGAUGAUGUUCUUUAUCCCCACUUGACAGUGACAGAAACACUAGUGUUUACUGCUCUUCUCAGGUUGCCUAAUAGCCUGAGUAAAGAAGAGAAAAUCCAGCACGCAGAAGCUGUGAUAACUCAACUUGGUUUAACUAAAUGUAAUAAUAGCAUUGUUGGAGGAGAACGAUUGAGGGGGAUUUCUGGGGGAGAGAGGAAAAGGGUUAGUAUAGGACAAGAAAUGCUCAUAAACCCUAGUCUGCUAUUUUUGGAUGAGCCCACUUCAGGUCUUGACUCAACAACUGCUCAAAGGAUUGUAUCCACAUUGUGGGAGUUAUCAAAUGGAGGAAGAACAGUUGUUAUGACCAUACACCAGCCUUCAAGUAGGCUAUUUUACAUGUUUCAUAAGGUUUUACUGUUAUCCGAAGGUAACCCUUUGUAUUUUGGAAGGGGAUCAGAAGCAGUGGACUACUUUUCCAGCAUCGGAUAUUCCCCAAUGGUUGUCAUGAAUCCUGCAGAUUUUCUCUUAGAUCUUGCAAACGGUGUAUCCUCGGAUGAUUCACAUGAGGAUCAAAAUAAGAUUAAGCAGACGUUGGUAUCCGCCUAUAAGAUUAAUCUUGCUGACAAAUUGAAGGAAGAGCUUCAAGAACUUAGAAGCAGUCAAUAUCAAGAUGGAUUAGAUGACAAGCAAUUUGGCAGGUGGUCCACAACUUGGUGGCAACAAUUUUCUGUUUUGUUUACAAGAGGGGUCAAAGAGAGAAAGCAUCAGUCAUUCUCCGGCCUCAAGAUCGGUCAGGUCCUGGUUGUAGCUGUUCUUUCAGGACUACUAUGGUGGCAAUCUGAUGAUGCCCACCUACAGGAUAAGAUUGGACUGCUCUUCUUCGAAUCAGGAUUUUGGGGCUUCUUCCCUCUAUUUCAAGCUAUAUUUACCUUCCCUCAGGAGCGUAGGAUGCUUGAAAAGGAGCGUUCGUCUGGCAUGUACAGGCUCUCAUCAUACUUCAUGUCAACAGUCGUUGCUGACCUCCCCAUGGAGCUUAUCCUUCCCACAGUUUUUGUUGUCAUAACUUAUUGGAUGGCUGGCCUCAAAUCCUCAUUUGUAAACUUUGUGCAAACCUUGGUUGUCCUACUGCUCAGCGUAUUAGUAUCUCAAGGCUUAGGUCUUGCCAUUGGUGCUACGAUAAUGGACCAAAAGUCUGCCACUAUAUUAGGAUCAGUCAUCAUGCUGACAUUCCUUCUAGCUGGUGGAUUCUAUGUUCAACAUGUGCCUUCCUUUAUAGCUUGGAUCAAAUACAUUUCCAUUAGCAAUUACACCUACAAGCUCUUGAUAGGGUCUCAAUACAAACCUAGUGAAACAUACCCCUGCAAUAGUAAAGGUGGGUUUUGUUUGGUAGGGGAGUUUCCAGCAAUAAAGCAAGUGGGGCUAAGUGGGCAAGCCAUUGCUGUUGUUGCUUUGGUGAUUAUGCUAGUUGGGUACAGGCUCAUGGCUUAUGUUGCCCUCAUGAGGAUUGGGGUGACAAAGAAAGUAGAGUAGACAAUAAUUAUUUUGUCCUAUUUAAUCCAAA